AUGUCCGCGCCGCGAACCGACGACCCCGCGUACGACGCACAAGCGACUGCAACCGUAUCCAGUUUAAAAUCAGAGAACUCCACCGAACAGCUGAUAUGUAAAACGCCGCAGAAAAAAAAUAAAAAAGUUAAAGAUGACAAAGUGAAAGACAAACGCAGUGUCUGUUCGAAGAGUGUUGAGGCUGGUAGUGAUGAGUCUAGUGCGCCGAGGAGGUUGGUGGUGUUCCUGGGGCUGGCGCAGGUGGUGCUCGGUGCGCUGCUGGUGGGCAGCGGCGCGCUGGCCGUGGUGAAGGGCGCGGCCCUAGCGCGAGUGGGGGCCGGCUUGUGGGCAGGCUGUGUCGCUGUGGUCGCUGGGGUUGUUGGAGUACUCGCCGGUAUCAACGACUGCUAUGGAUUGAACGGAGGAGCUAAUGGAAGUCCGCUGCUCACUGCGUUCUUGGCGCUGUCUCUGCUAUGCCUGGCUUGCGGGAACAGCGCCGCGGUACUCGCUGCGACAGGCGUGCAUCGGGACACGCAGCGGCAACCCAUAGUACCUACUACCUUCGAAGAUGAAAUGGAGGCGUGGACCCCAGUCCUCACCAACAUCGCAUUGCUCAUCAUCGCUACCGUCCACUGCUUGGUGUGUAUCAUCACCAUCUAUCACCUUUCGAAGCGUAUCUGCCCCUGCUUCAGACCGAAACAGGCCUUCGACCACAACCAGUUUGAUCCGACCUUCAAGCCGGUACAGCAGUUCGUGGUCAAUGUUGACGAAGUCAAGAAGGCUCACGAUAUGGAGAGGGUCAAGAAUCACGAGCUGUGUAAAGAGCUGGAGACGAAGCUGCAAGGGGGAACACUCAAGAAGAAGAAGGAGGAGCCGGAGUACGGUAGCGCAAACAGCAAGGAGAAGCUGGUGACGCGGUGGCUGGGGCGUCAAGGAGCUCAGCCAGCGACCACAGGGCGGCGUCGCGGUGUUCGAAAGCCCAGGCCGAAGCCACCGCAUGCGCCCCUAGUGCUCAUGCCUGCGCAUCCCGCUAGCACGACGCGUGAUGGUGGCUUCGCGCCCAGCGCUGGGGUCGUGGGUCACGUUGCCCAACAUUAUCACGGCACGACGCCGCUUCGACGCAACUUAACAUUAAAAUCGUCGUAA
This is a messenger RNA of Arctia plantaginis, 1125 nucleotides long. NCBI's taxonomy places the organism in Eukaryota, Metazoa, Arthropoda, Insecta, Lepidoptera, Erebidae. The record is from the annotation of a GenBank genome assembly.